This is a messenger RNA of Drosophila nasuta, 1052 nucleotides long. RefSeq lists its product as uncharacterized. The transcript has 2 exons. The record is from RefSeq and is a predicted model, not a curated record. Bases 118 to 747 code for a protein of 209 amino acids. NCBI's taxonomy places the organism in Eukaryota, Metazoa, Arthropoda, Insecta, Diptera, Drosophilidae.
UAGCCCUAGUCAGUGUAAAUAAAUAGUAAUAACAAAGCCGACGAAUUUUUGAAAACGUCACAACAAAUACGUGUAACCCAUUUGGCGCUUAAAGUAGUAAAUAGGCACUAAAUAUAAAUGGAGCAAACGUCACAUGGUUGGCAACUGUUAAGUGUUGCACUCUUGCUGUUCAUAUUGCUGCUACAUCAACAACAAAUCGACGCAGCGGCUGCAACUAAAAAUGACACAGAACCUAACGUUGCUGCUAAGGGAAUUUCAGUGAAAAAAGAACGACCGCUAUCACCACCAUCGCAUGCGGAAAUUGAAGCUACAACUGUAACACCAACAAAAGUAGAGGCAGGAAAAACAGUGGAAAUAAAUGAAACGCCACAGCAGCAGAAGUUGAACCCCCCACAGCAAUCGGCGGGUGGGGAAAACGUGCAUUCGACAGCUGAUGAGGCUGUCGUCAUGCCCGUUGAUGAAAAUGUGCACAUAGAACGCUCCAAGACCAAAGGCGAUGACUUUGCGGACUCCUUUACGCCUGUCUAUUACGUGCUUGUAGGCAUAACAAGUUCAGCCAUUUUGCUGUUGAUUGCUCGCGUUUAUCGCCUGCGCUUGUCACGCGCUGAGCGCAAAUAUGGUGUGCAAGGGGAUCGAGCGAAUCAGGAGCUGACACCGCUGCCUAUGGCCAUUGAGGAUGUGAACAGCGAUGAGGACGAGGAUCAUACGCUCUUCGAGGUCAAUCGCCAGAGUAUACGCAUCUUAUGAAGUCGCAACGAUAACAAAUAACCAUGAUAGCUUGCUGAAAAAGUAACUUGCAACACACACCACGCAAAAAAACCCACUUUACACGAUUCUCAGUUAAGAAACUCGCCUUCUCAGUUGCUCAGUGUGUAACAACAACAACAAUAACAACAACGAUUGUAAUUGUAGUGUAUUAUUGUAGUCGUACUAACCUAACUGUAUAAUUGCCUUAAGAUUUACAUUAUACGCAAAGUUCUCUCUCAAACUUAACACACACACACAAUGCAAACAGUUGAAGUUCAUGUUUCAAACAAAAACAAAAAAAACAU